This is a messenger RNA of Hydractinia symbiolongicarpus, 5125 nucleotides long. Its product is annotated as msx2-interacting protein-like. Bases 1545 to 4862 code for a protein of 1105 amino acids. Gene Ontology annotation, cellular component: nucleus. The transcript is spliced from 12 exons. The record is from RefSeq and is a predicted model, not a curated record. Gene Ontology annotation, biological process: regulation of transcription by RNA polymerase II. Gene Ontology annotation, molecular function: mRNA binding. NCBI's taxonomy places the organism in Eukaryota, Metazoa, Cnidaria, Hydrozoa, Anthoathecata, Hydractiniidae.
GACGUAAUUUGAUUGACGUUGCUCGAAUCUGGGGUUGAACUAUUGGGAUCCUCAUUUGGCUAAAAAAAGAAAACAAACUAAAUAGUUGAAAUGAUUUUUGGAUAACUUAAGAUAACUGUGAUUAUAUGUGAAUGAAUUCAUAAUAAUUAUGGUUCGAGAAUCAAGGCAUCUUUGGGUUGGUAACCUACCAGAAAAUGCGAGAGAGGAGCAGAUACAAGAUUACUUUUCAAGGUGUUGUACACUUGCUAAUUACCACAAGGCUUUACUACUGUUGCAAGAGAGUUUUUAUGUCUUACAAUUUAAAAAUUACCCACAUGUUUAGUGUUAUUUAAUUAUAUUUGGUUGCAUAAAUUGUAUAUGGCUAGCCAGAUAUUACAAAUAUAUAUAGCUAGGAGCUGAGUAGAAGCUGGCGAGCUGACUGUCCAUUAAAAACUUGCAAAAUUGUGUAAUAUGGCUUUAUGUUAACCUGUAUAACAGAAUAGAUGUUUGCAGUAACACAGUAGCUAAUAAAAGUUUUAUUUUUUGCCUUUUUACUUUCAAUUUAAACUCCAGCUUGCUAGCUAGCUAUGAAAGUGAUUAAAAAAGAAAAUUGUUUUUGUUAAUAAAGGUAUGGUCGAGUUGAAAAGGUAAAGUUGCUGCCGAAAACAAGUCCAGAUGGUGGAAGAGCUGCCUUUGUAGAUUUUGUUGACAUUCGUUCAGCUACAAAAGCUAAUGAAGCACCUAACCGAAUGGGUGAACGAGAUCUCCGUACAAAUUAUAAUGAACCAGGUAAAACUCCAGACUAUGGCAGAGGAGGACAGUCCAUGCACCGUAUACAUGGUGGUUAUCCACCUGCUGGGUAAGUAUCCAUGGUGUUUCAAGAUUUUGUAAUGUGGUAUUGUAUACUAAGCUUUGUGUUGGUAAUACACACUUUGAUGGAGAUAUAUAUAAUAUAAAUUGAGGUAAGUUUGGAGUUUGAAGAGAGUACAUUUGGAAGAAAAACUGAAGAUUUUGGCUGAAUAUAAAGGCUUUAUUAGUUGGCUUGGAUGGUACUUUAGACAUGUUAUGUAGUGGAAGUUGCAUAGCAAAAUGCUUAGUUGGAGUUUAAGGUUUCUGGAACUUAUUUAAUGGUCUAAUGCGGUUGCUGUUCUUGAUAUUUGCAAUUGUGUUAAAAUUUGGCAAUACAUGUAUAAAGAAGUUGCACAAAUUACUUACUUAUUUGGUUAUUGCAUGGUUUAACUAAAUACAUCUUGAUUAUAUUGUUGAAUUUUUGUUUUUAUUUACUUUACAUAUCAUGUUACCUGCACACAUUUUUAUUUGCCCAGAAACGACAUCUGUUGGACUGUUUGUUUUAGGAUUUUUUCCAAUGCUAGUUAUAUUUGAGGGUUGCGAAAAACAUGAAGUGCAGUAGAAAAUUUGCUACAUAAACCUAAAAUCCAAGAGAAUUUGUUAUAUACAUAAUUGGUCCAUUAAAAUCCGAAAGCUAUUAAAAAUGGAUUGUGGAUAUGCUAUUAUGUAGUUCUCUUAGUCAGUCUUAAAAAUGAUUAAAAGCUCUGUGGCGAAGGAUGGAAUAUCGAGGACAACCUGUGGUAAUCUAUGCUGCACCUCCUCCAGCAGACCAUGUAAUUCAUGCUGCGCCCUAUCGUGCAAUGUACUCAAGAGAUGAUCGUAGGCCACCUCCUACAUAUCAGCCGAGAAGAGAAAGGGGCAGAAGUCCAGCUUCACGUGGAAGUUUUUCUGAUGGAGAGCCAAGUCCAAAAAGUAGAUCUCGUGUUGGCGAAUAUUCCAGUGAUUCAGAUGACAGUAAAAAAAAUAGCAACCGCGCAACAGUUUUGGUGAAGAAUUUGUCUUCUCGAACACCUGAUUCCAAUUUAGAAGAGGAGUUGUACCAUGAAUUUAAGAAAUAUGGAGAAAUCCUAAACAUUAAUAUCAAAGGGGAAGGUCUGGACAGGCAUGCCUAUGUUAAAUUUAUGAAAACGGAUGAAGCAGAAGAAGCAUGUCAUAGCUCAGGGAAACUUUUCCUUGGUCAAGAGAUUAAAGUGUUAUUAAAAGGACACCGGUCUCGUCGAAGUAUGCAGGAAGAACUAAGCUUUGAUCCACAUGCAACGAGAACUGUGUUUGUUGGUAACCUUGAGAAAACUAUGAUGCAUGGAGAACUGCGUAAUAUAUUUGAAAGAUUUGGUGAUGUUGUGGAUGUGGACAUAAAGAAAAUGCAAACAGGUGUGACGACAUACUCGUUUGUACAAUACAUCGAUAUAAAUGGUGCCAUGUUGGCAAAAAGAAAAAUGGAUCGUCAAUACAUAGGUGAAAAUAGAGUUAAGGUUGGCUACGGACGUGGUACACCAACAAAUUCUUUAUGGGUCGGUAAUCUUCAAUCAAACGCUUCAGAAAGCCAAAUUUCUAAAGCUUUUCAUCCAUUCGGCUAUGUGCAGAGAUGUCUUCUCGAUAAGAAGUUCGGUCAAGCUCUGGUGAGGUUUGAAACUAUCGAGUCUUGUACACGAGCCUUCGCUGAGAUGCAUGGCAAAUUGUUUCUCGGAAAAAGACUUGCGGUCGAUUAUGCUAGUCCUGCUUGUCGCGAUGGAUUUUACAGCCGCAUGGAAAAAAAUGGUUUACUUGAUCGUCGUCAACUAGAACCAUCACCCACACCACCAGAUGCACAUAUGAAUUUUCAGAAUGUUGCACGUGGCGGUCCGUUCCAUCCCCGAGGAGUAUAUGGCGCACGUACGUAUGAUGCACCAACUUACGUGCAACGUGAAAAAGAUUAUGGAGAUUAUCGGGAUGAUAAAUACGCUACUAAACGCGAUUACUCGUACGGACGAGAUAAAUAUAAAGAUAUUCAAAGGAGUCACUCACCCUUGUCACGGGAGAGUAUUUCACCUAAAAGACGCAUAUCGCGUGAAUCGAUCAGUCCUGUAAGCAGUUCAGGUUUUUAUAGCGGUGGUAAACCUGUAAGGGUUGAAAAAGAAAAGAGAAAGAAGAGAAAAAGAAGCAUAGCUGAGCCACAAGUCUCAGAGGAACCAUCCAAAAAGAAAGAGAAGAAGAAGAAAAAAGAGAAAAAGGAGAAACAGAAGAAGGUAAAAGCCACACAAGGCACUUUUGAUCUUGGAUACAGCAUAAACGAACAGGAAGAGGAGCCUGCUGCUCUUCCGGAAGCUCCGAAAACGAAGUCCGAACUAAAAAAGGAAAAAAAAGAAAAAAAGAAAGCGGAAAAGGCGGAAAAGGCUCGUAAGAAAGCCGAGAAGAAGGAAAGAAAACUAAAAAAGCUGCAGAGCAUGGAGGAUACAGCAAACGCUGUGAACUCUGAAGUAAAAUCCGAAAAAGCUGAUCAGCCUUCUGAAACUCCCCUUCCCGGUACGAUUGAACACAAAGCCCAUCUAGAAAUUAAGGCGGAAGAGACGGGGAAUACUCCUGACGAAACAGCGUCUUUACCUGUGGAAGAAUUCGAACUGGUUAAGCCAAAAACUGAAGAAAUUAGUGAAGGCGAAGGAAUUGUUGAAGAGAAAACUGUGAAAGUUGAACACGUGAAUGGAGACGUUAAAACAGAAUCGACAGAGGACGAAUCAAAACCAGUUGUAGAUAAAAUUUCGGAAGAUAAUGCACAGGAAAAGCAGUGUUCUGAGGCGAAACCUUCGGCUUCUGAUAUAAAACCAAAUGAAAUGUCUGGCAACGAAGCGAAGUCUUUAUCUCCAUCAAAGGAAGUUACCGUACCUUUGGAGAAAGCUCCAGCAACAACUUCUAUGAAAGAUUCCUCCGACUCGUCAUCCUCAUCCUCCUCAUCUUCAUCCGAGAGCGAAGAUAGUGAUGACAGUUCAGAUGAAGAAGAUAAAUCUAAACAGCGCGUGUAUCGGACAAAUAGUAAAGAUGAUAAGCGUAGUUCGCUACCACCCGUGGAACGUGAUGCGAAAAACCGAGAGCCAAAAGCAUAUCGUGCAGAAGGACGCAGCGAAAAGUCUUACAAUGACUAUCGUCACGAUCGUUCGCGUGAGAGAAGCCGAGAAAGCUACAGGGAACGAGAAUAUGCUCGUAGCAAGUACCCAGAAAACAGAAGAAGUCCUCCACCGUCAUUCAGAUCACUUGCAAAGGAUCGAUUAGAUCAAAGCAAGCCAUCUGGUAUAGGCGUAAGAUCCCGAUCCAGAUCACCUUACAGUAAACGUGAAAACUCGUAUGAUCGAAGGCGUGGACGUAGCCCCGGUCAUAGAUCACCACAAUAUGAUAGACGAGGACUGGAGAGGUCUUCAAGAAGAUUAUCACCUCCUCCACCACCACCUGGGAAAGAUAGUAGAGAUCAAUCAUCUAAUCGAAACAAUGGACCACAUCAAGGUGAAAUUGUCAGCAGUGGAGGCAGUGGCGGUGGACAAAGUACUGACACGUUACUUGAUUUAUUGCGAAGAUUUCCGGUGAUGUGGCAAGGUCUGUUGGGUUUAAAAAACGACACUGCUGCUGUUCAAAUGCAUUUUCUUUCAGGUUCCGUACGAAUAGCUGAAGCAUCAUUACCACGAGCUGCGCAACCAAACGAAGUGCCGCCUCCAUUGCGUAUAUCUCAACGAAUGAAGCUCGAACCGUCACAACUUGAAGGAGUUGACAAGAGAAUUUCUCAACCAAAAGAGCAUUGCAUGUUAUUGGCCCUUCCCUGUGGUCGAGAUCCACUGGAUGUACAUGCACAAACACGUGCACUAAAGACUGGCUUUAUAACGUAUUUACAACAGAAGCAAGCAGCGGGUAUAAUUAACGUGCCCACCCCUCCCAACGUAAUGCCUGGAUAUGUUGUUCACAUUUUUCCACCAUGCGAUUUUGCACAAAGACACCUCGCUCACGUCGCUCCAGAUCUGUUGGACAGUGCAGCAGAUAGCGGACAUCUGAUGGUUUUAAUAACACCAGCGUAAAUAUCGUGAAGGUUACCUGCAAUGAUCGUUGUGAAAGAUCUAGCUUACUGUCAUGUCGUUACUAAAGAUGUCCCGCAGAGUUCUUCUACUACUCUGUCGUCUGUGUACUUUAUCCGAAGUUUUAGCAUCUAACAGAAACUCCAAUGGAGUGGAGACUGCUCUAUGAAGGACAAUUUCAAAAAUAUACCCGUUGUUUUUUAAGCUUUUUUGUAUAUAUAAUUGCAUGUGUAUAUUUACAGAAAGAUAUAGAACUAAACCAAUUA